GGGAUGCCUAUCCUCUGGCAUUAUGAUGGGAGAAUUUGUGUCUGCAGCCUUGUUAUCGAGCUUUUAUUAGCGACCACCGUAUGAGGCAUACGUUUUACCUGUUUCUUUAGCAAGUUUGAGACUCCGGGGAAGAUAAGCGGAUUUUGUUAAAUACGUGUACUUCGCACUUUUUGUGCCCAGAGUCUAUACGACCAAUCGUGCCUAAUGGACUUUGCAAGAAAAGUUGUCAAGGCGCUCGAGGUUCCCCAUACUCAUAAAGAGGGUGUUCCCUCCGGCCUGCAAUUUGUUUCGAGCGAUGAUCUAUUGCCAGUUCCGAUAGAAGAAAGAACGUGGACUGCAUUCAGUUAUGUCGCUUUCUGGUGGAGCACGGUGAUCAGUGUUCCAACUUGGAUGGUAACCUCUUCCAUGAUUGUUCUCGGCAUGUCAUGGUGGCAAGCCUGGCUGGUCGUCUGGAUUGGUUAUGGUGUGAUGAUGCCGUUUAUCAUCUUGAUGGGUCGACCAGGUGCUGUAUUCCAUGUCACAUUUCCUGUUGUCAACCGUGCCAGCUUUGGGAUAUUUGGAAGUUUGUGGUGUGUAUUCAACAGAGCGACGAUGGCAUGUAUCUGGUACGGAGUGCAAUCAAGUGUUGGCGGUACAUGUGUCUUGGUGAUGCUCCGCGCAAUCUGGCCGAGUGUUAAUAAUAUCCCAAAUUCCAUGCCGUUGUCCUCUGGCACUAACACCAGGGAUUUUAUGUGCUUCAUCAUUUUUUGGGUAAUAUCUUUGCCCUUUAUAUGGCCUCCCGUGCACAAAAUUCGUCACUUCUUCACGUUCAAGGCGAUCCUUGCGGCCAUUGCCUGUGUCAUCUUCAUGAUUUGGUGCAUCGUCAAGGCAAAAGGUGUUGGACCGAUUGUUAAACAGCCGGCAACUAUUCAUGGCUCCGACCUGGCCUGGGCCAUGAUCAGUAGUAUUGGCGUAUGCAUCAGUAACAUGAUAACACUGACAGUGAACGCACCAGAUUUUGCGUCACGGGCGAAGACUCCAUCCGCACCGAUCGUUUCCCAGGUCUGGUCUAUCCCAUUCUCUUACGGUAUAAUCUGCCUCUUUGGUGUAAUCGUCAGCUCCUCGUCGCAAACAAUCUACGGGGAAGUAAUCUGGUCACCCGUGGAUUUGCUAGGAAUGUUCUUAGACGACAACCCAUCCCCUGCCACUCGAUUUGGUGUCUGGUUCAUCGCCUUCUCUUUCAUUAUAGCUCAGAUAGGAACGAACAUCUCCGCUAACUCGGUCAGUGCGGGAUGUGAUCUGACGGCGCUAUUUCCACGUUUCAUCAAUAUCAGACGCGGCGGGUAUAUAGCAGCCAUUGUCGGACUUGUCAUGUGUCCUUGGAACCUAGUAUCAAGCAGCAGCCGUUUUUCCUCCUAUAUGUCUGCGUACUCGGUCUUCCUGAGCGCCAUCGCGGGACCUAUGGCUGCCGAAUACUGGCUUGUGCGCAAGGGCCAUUAUAACGUCGCUGAUUUCUACGUCACCCGCAAAGGAAGUUGGUAUUGGUACAAUUAUGGUUUCAAUCCCAGAGCGUACGCAGCAUAUAUGGCAGGCAUCGCCAUUAAUGUAGUUGGGUUCGCUGGGGAUACUGGAACACCCGUACCAGUUGCUGCGACUCAGAUAUUCGACUUGUCUUUCUUCACAGGAUUCGGUACUUCAAGUAUCGUGUACUACAUAUUGAGCAGGAUCUUUCCGGUUGUGGGAGCUGCUAAGGUAUUUGAGGAAAUAGAUGUGUCUGAGUAUGAGGAAAAAAGGAUGGUGCGCUGCGACGAAGAUGCCAACUCAAAGGACGAUUGCAUAGAGAAAGAAUCAUCUGACGUAUAGAUUCAACAGUCUUCGGAAGUAGACUUAUAUACAGUGUGAUUAAUCCAUGGAUCAUGAUUGUUCACGUUGAAUUCAA
Suillus subalutaceus is the source of this 1918-nucleotide messenger RNA. Its product is annotated as permease for cytosine/purines, uracil, thiamine, allantoin-domain-containing protein. The record is from RefSeq and is a predicted model, not a curated record. The coding region runs from base 205 to 1842 and encodes 545 amino acids. Gene Ontology annotation, biological process: nucleobase transport; transmembrane transport. Lineage: Eukaryota; Fungi; Basidiomycota; Agaricomycetes; Boletales; Suillaceae. Gene Ontology annotation, cellular component: plasma membrane. Gene Ontology annotation, molecular function: nucleobase transmembrane transporter activity. The transcript has 16 exons.